AUAGCCGGCUGGGUGUACGCGCGUUUGGGUGGCGGGCUUGCUGCAGCGGCAGAGGCUGCCCUGGGGUGUGGGGAGCAGCAGCCGCAGCAGGAAGGAGGGGCUGCAGCGUCUCCCCGGACGGGGCGGGGGCUUGGAAUCCCGUCCAGCAUGUGGCGCGAGCCUUGGUGAAGAAGAGCAGCGGCUCACCUGGGGCGAGGUUUUGUGACCAUUCAGCCUGGGAGGAACAGCGGUGUGUCACCCGUGGAAAGCAAAUUAAGGCAACAUGGAUAUCUCGAUUCUACAGUUAUAUUGAACAAGUACAGAAUUUGGUACUAGUUAUCCUAGGAUUUUUAGCUUUUCAUUGGAAACCUAGAAAGAUGGGAAAAUAAAGCUGCCUUUAAGAAAUGCAAAAUACCAUGGUCUCACCCAAGAAAACAACAGCCCCCUCCUGCUGUCAUAAGGGCUACAAGUGAAGACGACAAUCUAUUUUGAUCCUUCAUCAAGGCUUUGCUGUGAUCAAACAGUGAAAAGAGGCGUCUUCCCCAUGACAACAUGUCAGCAAAAGAUAUCAGCCCCCGCCAUGGUGCAAAGUCCCGCACUGUGCAGCGGGCCUCAACUAUUGAUGUCACGACUGACAUGUUAGAUUUGUCUUUGGCAGGUAACAGCCAAGAUCCGGAUGAGCCAAUCUUAGAAUUCAGUUUAGCUUGCAGCGAGCUCCUUACCCCAUCGCUAGAUAGAAAGCCAAAUAGUUUUGUAGCAGUGAGUGUAACUACACCACCUCAGGCAUUCUGGACAAAGCAUGCUCAGACAGAGAUUAUUGAGGGAACAAGCAACCCUAUCUUUCUAAGCAGUAUUGCCUUUUUUCAAGACUCUCUUAUUAACCAGAUGACACAAAUAAAACUUUCUGUGUAUGAUGUUAAAGAUAGAUCUCAGGGAACUAUGUAUCUAUUGGGUUCUGUGAUGUUCACUGUAAAGCAGCUACUUAAGGAGAGGAACCAUAGGUUGCAUUUAACACUAAGAUCUGCUGAAAGUGAUCGUGUUGGUAACAUUACAGUCAUAGGAUGGCAAGUGGAAGAAAAAACAGACCAAAGGCCUCCAGUUACCAGGUCUCCUGACACCAUCAAUGGAAGGACUGUGCUGUCAGUUGAUGAAAGUUUAACAGAAUCUUUAGGAAUCCGAUCCAAAUAUGCUUCAUUACGGAAAGACGUAUUGUUAAAAUCCGUGUUUGGAGGGGCUAUUUGUCGGAUGUAUCGCUUCCCCACCACUGAUGGGAACCACCUGCGGAUCUUGGAGCAAAUGGCAGAGAGUGUGCUCUCCCUACACAUUCCCAGACAGUUUGUGAAACUGCUACUUGAGGAAGAUGCUGCCAGGGUUUGUGAACUUGAAGAACUGGGAGAGCUGUCCCCUUGUUGGGAAAGUCUUCGUCGGCAAAUAGUUACUCAGUACCAAACGAUUAUUCUAACGUACCAGGAAAACCUCACAAAUCUUCACCAGUACAAAGGUCCAUCGUUCAAAGCAAGUAGCCUGAAAGCUGACAAAAAGCUGGAAUUUGUGCCCACAAAUUUACACAUACAGCGAAUGAGGGUCCAAGAUGAUGCAGGAUCAGAUCAGAACUAUGAUAUUGUAACUAUAGGAGCACCAGCAGCUCACUGUCAAGGCUUUAAGUCUGGAGGCCUGCGGAAAAAGCUGCACAAAUUUGAAGAUGCCAAGAAACAGAAGAUUCACUCCAAAACCACGAAGAUUAGAGCCAGUUUAUGGAAAGAGUUUGACAGAAGGAGCGCUUCGACCAAUACCCAGUCAAUAGUGUACAUACCACAAGAUAUUAUCCGAGCAAAGGAGAUUAUUGCACAGAUCAAUACCCUGAAAACUCAAGUUAGUUACUACGCAGAAAGACUCUCCAGAGCUGCCAAGGACAGAUCCGCCAAUGGGCUUGAAAGAACACUUGCCAUUCUGGCAGAUAAGACACGGCAGCUUGUCACUGUCUGCGACUGCAAACUGCUGGCAAAUUCAAUACAUGCGCUGAAUGCUGCAAGACCAGAUUAUAUAGCUUCAAAGGCCUCUCCAACCUCUGUAGAGGAAGAGCAAGUGGUGCUGAGGAAUGACCAAGAUACGCUGGUGGCCAGGUGGACAGGAAGAAAUAGCCGAUCUUCUCUACAAGUGGACUGGCAUGAAGAAGAAUGGGAAAAAGUCUGGGCGAAUGUUGACAAAAGUCUUGAAUGCAUUAUCCAGAGGGUGGACAAACUCCUCCAGAAAGAACGUUUACAUAGUGAUAGCUGUGAAGAUGUUUUCCAGUGUGACACCAGCUGUUCUAGCAAGAAAGGUAAACGGGAUACCCGUGCGUACUGGAUAAAGCCACACACCUCAUCAUCUUCAUCAUCUUCAUCAUCCCCAUCAUCUUCAUCCAUAUCAUCCUCUGCAUGCCAUUGUCCCCAAGACACAAAUUGCAGUCCCACUCCUGAAGAGUCUGGCCCAGGUGAAUGGAGUGAGGCCCUUUACCCAUUGCUGACAACACUCACAGAAUGCGUAGCCAUGAUGAGUGACAAGGCAAAGAAAGCGAUGGUCUUUCUCUUGAUGCAAGAUAGUGCCCCUACAAUAGCUCUUUGCUUGAGCCUUCAGUACCGACGGGAUGUUGUCUUUUGCCAAACUCUCACAGCCCUUAUUUGUGGCUUCAUUAUCAAGCUGAGGAACUGCCUGCAUGAUAAUGGAUUUCUGAGGCAGCUCUACACCAUUGGUCUGCUGGCACAGUUUGAAAGCCUUCUGAGCACUUAUGGUGAAGAGCUGGCAAUGCUAGAGGAUAUGAGUGUUGGGAUAAUGGACUUGAGAAAUGUAACGUUUAAAGUAACUCAGGCCACAUCAAAUGCAUCUGCUGACAUGCUACCAGUCAUUACAGGAAAUCGGGAUGGGUUCAAUGUGAGAAUUCCGCUGCCAGGCACCUUGUUUGAUGCACUGCCCCGUGAAAUUCAGAGUGGCAUGUUACUGAGAGUUCAGCCCGUUCUCUUCAAUGUGGGGAUAAAUGAACAACAAACCUUAGCAGAGAAGUUUGGAGACACCUCUUUACAAGAAGUGAUUAACAUGGAAAGCUUAGUGCGGUUGAAUUCCUACUUCGAGCAGUUCAAAGAAGUUUUGCCUGAAGACUUGAUGUCAUGUCUCAAGAGCCAAUUAAGAGAAGAAGGGCAAGCUGAGACAACUGAGGUUGAAUUGUUGUUAGCAGGACCAAGUACAGGUCUACCUCGAUCUCGUAGUCAAACGUGCCUGCCUGAACUGUUACGGUUUCUUGGACAGAAUGUACAUGCAAGGAAAAAUAAGAAUGUUGACAUUCUUUGGCAAGCUGCUGAGAUUUGCCGCAGACUCAAUGGUGUUCGGUUUACAAGCUGUAAAAGUGCCAAGGACAGGACUGCCAUGUCAGUGACUCUAGAGCAGUGUCUAAUAUUGCAGCAUGAACAUGGAAUGGCUCCACAGGUCUUCACACAAGCCCUGGAGUGCAUGAGAAGUGAGGGUUGUCGAAGAGAAAAUACAAUGAAGAAUGUUGGAUGUCGCAAGUAUGCAUUUAAUUCCCUGCAGCUGAAGGCUUUCCCCAAGUAUUACAGGCCUCCUGAAGGAACUUAUGGAAAAGUUGAAUCAUAAGAUUACUCUGUCCUGUAAUUAGUUGUUCCGUUAAAAAGAAAUGUGGAUACACCCAAUUUUAGUAUAUGAACUUUGACAACAAUGUCAGAAACAAUUUUUUGUACGUUUCACUAGUUAAUACCAAGCAUGUACUUUUAUUAAAUUGGCUUCCAUAGGAAAAAUAUUAUUUACUGACCCCCUAUAACAUGAAAAUGUGAUGACCGUCUGCUCAUGUAACUAGCCAUCAGUGUAUGUAAGAUGCCUGUUCCAUUGAUUUCUUACUUAUAUGCCUAAAUAAGAAAGGUAAUUCCUGGACUGUUGAUGAUUUUAUGAAUGAAGUUUAGGCAGCUGUUUCACACAUCUUUUUAUACUGAUUUGAUUUGAGAGUAAGACUUUCAUAUAAUACUUUUUUAAAAAACCUCAGACUUUGUAAAUAGUAAAUGAAUUGGAUGUGAGGCAAUUUGAUAAGUACAAGCAGCAUUGUUAUGCAGGAGAAGCUAAAACUCAGUUUUUAAGACAGUGCAGCACUGUAAUAUAAAUGCCAGGACCUUAAAAUGUUUUCCUUUAUGUAGGACACUAUUGUAUAAGUGGUAUGUACUAUACAGCAUCAGGAAUUGACACAAAGCCCAGAUCAAAAACUGGACUGGACCCAUGAUUCUUUUAGUUGUCUUUAAAAUUUUACAAAGUAGGUUCAAGGAAAAGAAAGUUGCACAUGGCAAAAUAGUUAAUGUGACUAGUAAUGCUCUGGGCAGAGGACUCAAAAGACAAGGUACACAUCCUUAAUUGGCACUGUAAAUUAGAUACAAAAGUGCAUUCUGGUUUGGCCUUUGAAGUGCCAAGGAGGCUGAGUCCCCUGCAUAUCUGCAUCAUCAGAGGCAUCCAACCUAUUUCAGUUUGCACCUCUUUCUGUUUAUAUCCAUCAGCUUACUGCACACAGCAGUGCCAUUCAGUGGAAGGCAAAUAUUCAGAAGUUCUCUCUCUCUCUUUUCAUGCAAAAGAUGAUAUUAUACAACUUCACUUGUGCAAGCAGCUGUUCGAUGUUUGCAAGCCUUUUGCCAAGUAUGCUUUCUGGAUUUACAGCCAGGUUCUAGGACUAAAUUAGAUGCACUUUAACCAUUUGGAAUUGGUGGUUCCUUUCUUUUCCUCUGUCUUCAGGCUUUCAAAUAUUUUUACUGUAUUGUAUUUAACUUUUACUAGGAGUAAACCCAUUGAUAUUAAAGGCCAUGACUAACUUAGACCCACUAAUUUCAGUGAGUCUACUCCACAUAAUAGUUGAAUACAGCCCAUAGGUAAUGAAAACUAUUAAGUACAUAGGGGAUUCCUACUUUCAGAUCAUUGUUUUACACAAAAGCCAAAUGUUUCUCAUGAACCCAUAAUUCAUUGAUGAUAAGGCUACACAUUGAACUGGUAUAGGUGUAACACUAAACCAUAGUUCAGUGUUAUGUGAUCAUUUGGGCUCACACCUCCACAAUUACAACUUUGAUGAGUUGGGAAUUUCUUCUUCUUUUUAAACCAGAUGCAGUUUAUCGUUAUCAGGGGUGCCAACUUGAAUAAAAUAUUGGGGGCCCAGGCAAGUCCUGCCCCACGUAAUUGAUCAUGUGACAUGGCACAUGCACACCAUUUGAAUGGCAAUGCCCAUCAACUUUGGAAGGGCCCAGCC
This is a messenger RNA of Lacerta agilis (Sand lizard), 5242 nucleotides long. It is a transcript of the gene INPP4A, whose product is annotated as inositol polyphosphate-4-phosphatase type I A. Gene Ontology annotation, cellular component: cytoplasm. Gene Ontology annotation, molecular function: phosphatidylinositol-3,4-bisphosphate 4-phosphatase activity. The record is from RefSeq and is a predicted model, not a curated record. Lineage: Eukaryota; Metazoa; Chordata; Lepidosauria; Squamata; Lacertidae. The transcript is spliced from 28 exons. Bases 532 to 3603 code for a protein of 1023 amino acids.